Priceomyces carsonii is the source of this 1602-nucleotide messenger RNA. RefSeq lists its product as uncharacterized. Bases 1 to 1602 code for a protein of 533 amino acids. The record is from RefSeq and is a predicted model, not a curated record. NCBI's taxonomy places the organism in Eukaryota, Fungi, Ascomycota, Pichiomycetes, Serinales, Debaryomycetaceae. The transcript has a single exon. Gene Ontology annotation, molecular function: monooxygenase activity; iron ion binding; heme binding.
AUGUUCAUUGAGGAAACAAAAGCAAUUUAUGUUUUGAUAGUUGUAUUAACUAUACUUUAUUUGAUACAUAAGUACUGUUUUGAAACAGAUAUAGGAAAGAUCAAAGGUAUUCCACAGAUACCUGGAGCGGUGCCAAUAUUUGGACAUUUAUUGAAGCUAGGAGAAGAUCAUGCGACAGUUUGUGAAAAGUGGUGGAGGGACUAUAAUUGGCCCAUCUUUCAAAUUAAAUUAGGGAAUACACGAGCAGUCGUAGUCAAUUCUUGGGACGAAGUUAAUCAAAUGGUGACCAAAACCCAAGGAGCUCUUAUUGAUCGUCCAACUUUGUACACAUUUCACGGGCUCAUUUCUUCGACCCAAGGAUUUACUAUUGGCUCGUCGCCUUGGGAUGAAUCAUGCAAAAACAAGCGUAAGGCUGUUGGAUCGACUCUAAAUCGUGGUGCUUUGAAGAAUUACCUUGAUAUGUUUGAUUUAGAGACUUAUUGUCUUGUCAGAGAAUUGACACGCGACUCUAAUAAAGGUAAGUCCGAAGUUAUGAUAAGACCAUUUAUUCAGAGAUUAGCUUUGAAUACAACACUCACAUUGUGCUAUGGUAUUAGAAUGGAUAACGUAUAUGAUGAUCUUUUGAGAGAAAUCUUGACAGUGGGUUCUGCAAUAUCAUUAUUGAGGUCAGCAUCAGAGAAUCUUCAAGAUUAUGUACCUAUACUUCGUUUCCUUCCGAAUAAUGAGAAGAAUAAGAGAUCAAAGGAACUUCGAGAUCGCCGUGAUGCUUACUUAAAUGAGUUAAUGGAUAAGGUGAAAACGAUGAUAGAUAAUGGAACUGAUAAGCCGUGUAUUGCGGCUGCCAUUUUAAAAGAUGAUGAAAGCAGGUUGAACAAUGUGGAAGUAAACUCUAUUUGCUUGUCGCUUGUUUCUGGUGGUUUUGAAACAAUUCCAGGUACUUUAACUUCAUGUCUUGGUUCACUUUGCACCAAGGAAGGCCAAUCUUAUCAAGAAAAGGCCUAUGCAGAUAUAAAAAGACAUUAUCCUAAUAUAUCUGAUGCUUGGACAGAAUCUAUCAAGGAAGAGAGCAUACCAUAUAUCAAUGCUAUUGUAAAGGAGGCUGGUCGUUAUUAUACGGUUUCUGCAAUGAGCUUACCAAGAAAAACAGUUAAACAAGUUUUUUGGAAUGGAGCUGUAAUACCACCAAAAACUAUGGUACUUAUUAAUGCUCAAGCUGCUAAUCACGAUAUCGACUACUUUGGACCAGAUGCAGGUACAUUUAAUCCGGACCGCUACAUGGACGAAAGUGGUUUGCAAGAAAAAGAGAUUAAGGGCCUCCCCCAUCAAAGUUUUGGAGGUGGCCCAAGAUCUUGUUCUGGGCAGUAUAUUGCGCAGAGGUUAAUAUAUGCCUCUCUCGUUAGAAUCUUGAGUGUUUUCAAAAUUGUUGCAUCAGAUUCUGAGCCUCCAAAUACCGAUUAUGUUGAUUACAAUCAAUUCAAAACUGCUUUGGUCGCCAUUCCCAGAGAUUUCAAAGUGAAAUUGGUUCCCCGGGAUCCGAAAUUACUAGAGCAAUUAUUAAAAGAAUCAGAGAAACGUACAGCAAACUUUUACAAAGAGAAUUAA